Messenger RNA from Penicillium maclennaniae, 978 nucleotides. RefSeq lists its product as uncharacterized. The record is from RefSeq and is a predicted model, not a curated record. Lineage: Eukaryota; Fungi; Ascomycota; Eurotiomycetes; Eurotiales; Aspergillaceae. The coding region runs from base 1 to 978 and encodes 325 amino acids. The transcript has a single exon.
AUGGAGCCUAUGAUGGGCGCUUUGGGCCCUCAGAAACCCAAAAAAAAACGUAUCCGCAAUUGGACGGCAGAGGACCGAGCCGUUCACCGAGAGUUUGAGAAGUCACGCCGCGAAGCUUUUAGCGAGCGUCUAAACGUUGGUCAUGCAGCAAUGGACCUUGAAGAAUUGAUUUUUGCUAAUAUCUUCCAGAAGCUGACAACUUUGCUGCCUAUGCUGAAGACAGAACAGCGGCCCUCCAAGCAUAUCAUUGUGGACGCUAGUAUCGCUCAACACAAAGCUCAGCAGUCCAGAAUUAUCCAGGCAGUGCUUGCAGUCCAGGAGCUAAUGAGUGAGCGUGAUGACUUGCUGCUUGAAGUCAAUAGACUUCGCGCUAUUUGUCAACCAGGCACUUUUGUCUUACGCCAAGCUCAGCCAAUAGACCCCGCGGUCGUCAAGAUGCUGGCAGACCAUAACAAGCUUGCUCUGGGCCCCGUAGAGAGGUCUGAAGAAAGGCACAAGCUACCUCCGUCUCUGAAUAUCCGUGGAAGAAGGUUGAUACCCGCCUCGACCGGUGCUUCAGUACCCGGACAUAUAUCUCAUCCUCCGGGCCAUGACAUCACAACACUCUCACCCCAUCGUUCCACAGAUUCAGCUUGGACAUUUGGAGAAGGAGAAAAGUCUUGCCGAACUAUUUCCUUACCCGCUAAUGUACCGGAAGUCUCCCUGCUAUGGACACAGUCUCCCAGCACAUUGACAAAGAUCCCAAUUAAGGAUAUCGACUCUGAGUACGAUACCAAUUCCACCCAUCUCAUUGAUGACGCAGCCCUGUUUUGGUCCCAACUUCCUGGAGAUCUGAGCACCGGACCUCCCUUAAAUGGAGGUAUACCGUUCAGCGUUAAUGCACCCCCAAUGCCAAGCGACCCAUCCAUGUUGUGGCCGCCCACCCUGGCCAUCCCUAACACAAAAGAACUAGGAUAUGGGGAUACGACCGUUCCAUGA